Messenger RNA from Gambusia affinis (western mosquitofish), 9604 nucleotides. It is a transcript of the gene slc12a5a, whose product is annotated as solute carrier family 12 member 5a. Gene Ontology annotation, cellular component: membrane. Gene Ontology annotation, molecular function: potassium:chloride symporter activity. The record is from RefSeq and is a predicted model, not a curated record. Gene Ontology annotation, biological process: cell volume homeostasis; potassium ion homeostasis; chemical synaptic transmission. Bases 195 to 3713 code for a protein of 1172 amino acids. The transcript is spliced from 26 exons. Lineage: Eukaryota; Metazoa; Chordata; Actinopteri; Cyprinodontiformes; Poeciliidae.
UUCACGUCUAAUAAUCUCACAAAGAACCGCUUUUUCCCAAAGCACGUCAGUCAGCUGGAAACUCAGUGGCUGUCACAGAAAACCUUACAGUAAGACGCCAGAGGGCAUUGUGAAGCUGUUUUCUUUCUUUUUUUUUGGUCGCCUCUCACCGGGGGGAAGAAGAGCCUCGGUUUAUCUCACAGGCGACAACCACCAUGAGCCAGAGGUUCACCGUCUCCAAGAGCGGCGGCGACCGGCGCCCCUCUGACAUCCAGGGGGAGGUGAACCAGCUGUUUGAGGGAGACGAACCCUCAACCUGCGGUGCUGCUGAUGCUGGAGAAGCCGCUCCUUCUGGUGCCGAGGAUGUGGUGGUGGUGCUGAAAGGUGACAGUAACCCCAAAGAGAGCAGCCCCUUCAUCAACAGCAGUGAAACUGCUGCUGAAAAGAACCAGCAAUAUGAUGGGAAGAACAUGGCCUUGUUUGAGGAGGAGAUGGACACCAGUCCUAUGGUGUCAUCUCUUCUCAGUAGCCUGGCCAACUACUCCAACCUUCCCCAAGGCUGCAAGGAGCACGAGGAGGCUGAGAACAACGAGGCAGAGUCAGCGCGCAAGAAACCCGUCAAGGCCCCUCAGCUUGGCACCCUGAUGGGCGUCUACAUGCCCUGCAUCCAGAACAUUUUCGGAGUGAUCCUUUUCCUCAGGAUGACAUGGCUGGUUGGAAUCGGAGGUGUCAUCGGGACCUUCAUCAUCGUCUUCAUGUGUUGUACCACUACGAUGCUGACUGCCAUCUCGAUGAGUGCCAUCGCUACCAAUGGAGUAGUGCCAGCUGGGGGCUCCUACUACAUGAUUUCUCGUUCACUGGGCCCUGAGUUUGGUGGAGCGGUGGGGAUCUGCUUCUACCUGGGAACCACCUACGCUGGAGCCAUGUACAUCCUGGGAGCCAUUGAGCUACUCCUGAUCUACAUAGCCCCCAAAGCAGCCAUCUUCCCCCUGGAGGGCCUGGAGGGUGCCGAGGCGGAGGCCGCCCUCCUGAACAACAUGCGCGUGUAUGGGACCAUCCUGCUGACCUCCAUGGCCACUGUGGUGUUUGUUGGCGUCAAGUAUGUGAACAAGCUGGCCCUGGUGUUUCUGGCCUGCGUCAUCCUCUCCAUACUGGCCGUCUACGCCGGAGUCAUCAAGACCGGCAUUGACGCACCCGAUUUCCCCGUUUGUAUAUUGGGGAAUCGCACUUUGGUGUGGAAGAACUUUGACGUUUGUGCCAAGACCAUUGAGACCGCUAACGGGACAGUCACCACCCAGCUGUGGCGCUUGUUCUGUGACUCACCUUUCUUGAACGCUACCUGCGACAAAUAUUUUGUGGCCAACAAUGUGACUCAGAUCCAGGGAAUUCCUGGGGUUACCAGCGGAGUCCUGGCAGACAACCUGUUUGGGACCUACUAUGAGAAGGGAGAUCUGAUUGCCAAACCUAUCCUGGAGUCAGUGGAGGACCAUGAUGACCCUCUGACCAACGCUAACCGCUACGUGUUAGCUGACAUCACCAGCUUUUUCACUCUGCUGGUCGGCAUUUACUUCCCAUCAGUGACAGGAAUCAUGGCUGGAUCCAACCGCUCCGGCGAUCUGCGUGAUGCCCAGAAGUCAAUACCCAUUGGAACCAUUGCAGCCAUCACAACCACCUCCACUGUCUACAUGUCCAGUGUGAUUCUGUUUGGUGCCUGCAUUGAGGGGGUGGUCCUCAGGGACAAGUUCGGAGAGGGCGUGCAUGGGAACUUGGUCAUUGGGACGUUGGCUUGGCCGUCACCAUGGGUGAUCGUAAUUGGCUCUUUCUUUUCCACUUGCGGGGCAGGGCUCCAGAGCCUGACGGGAGCUCCCCGUCUUAUGCAGGCCAUCGCCAAGGAUGGCAUUGUGCCCGCCCUUCGGAUCUUUGGCCACGGAAAGGCUAAUGGAGAACCGACAUGGUCCCUCCUGCUGACAGCUUGUAUCUGUGAAAGCGGCAUCCUUAUUGCCUCCCUGGAUUCUGUGGCUCCCAUCCUCUCCAUGUUUUUCUUGAUGUGCUAUAUGUUUGUGAAUCUGGCCUGUGCCCUCCAGACACUCCUGCGGACUCCAAACUGGAGACCCCGCUUCAAGUUCUAUCACUGGGCUCUGUCCUUCCUUGGGAUGAGUUUGUGUCUCACUCUCAUGUUCCUCUGCUCCUGGUACUACGCCAUAGUGGCCAUGGGGAUCGCUGGCUCUAUCUACAAAUACAUUGAGUUUGCAGGUGCGGAGAAAGAAUGGGGUGAUGGGAUACGCGGCUUGUCUCUGAGCGCUGCACGAUACGCUCUCAUGCGCCUUGAGGAAGGCCAACCACACACCAAGAACUGGAGACCUCAGCUGCUGGUGCUGGUUAGCACAGAUGCAGAGCAGAAUGUGGAGCAGCCUCGUCUGCUGUCUCUCACCAACCAGCUGAAGGCUGGCAAAGGCCUCACCAUCGUCGGGACGGCUCUGGAGGGCACCUACCUGGCGAACUCCGAGCAGGCACAGCGUGCAGAUCAGGCACUGCGCAAAUUAAUGGAGACUGAGAAGGUGAAGGGUUUCUGUCAGGUGACCGUCUCCUCAAACCUCCGUGAUGCUACAUCCCAUCUGCUGCAGGCCAGUGGGCUGGGAGGCCUGAAACACAAUGCUGUGCUGGUCUCCUGGCCACGCAACUGGAAGCAAGGAGACGAGCGCCAAACCUGGAGGAACUUCAUUGAGCUGGUCAGAGAAACCACCAUUGCCCGCCUCGCUCUUCUUGUACCAAAGAACAUUUCAGCAUUCCCGUCUAACAGCGAACGCUUUACUGAGGGUCACAUCGAUGUGUGGUGGAUCGUCCAUGAUGGAGGCAUGUUGAUGCUGCUGCCCUUCCUGCUCCGCCAACAUAAGGUCUGGAGGAAGUGCAAGAUGCGCAUCUUCACUGUGGCCCAGCUGGACGACAACAGCAUCCAGAUGAAAAAGGACCUGACUACUUUCCUGUAUCAUCUCCGCAUUGAUGCUAUGGUGGAAGUUGUUGAAAUGCAUGACAGUGACAUCUCAGCCUACACGUACGAGAAGACGCUGGUGAUGGAACAACGCUCACAGAUGCUGAAACAGAUCAACCUGACCAAGACCGAGCGUGAGAGGGAGAUCCAGAGCAUCACCGAUUCCUCCCGCGGAUCUAUUCGCCGUAAGAACCCAGCCGCCGUGACCACCCAGCUGAGUGUGACUGAGGAGCCACCAGCCACCAGCAAAGAGGAGAAACCUGAAGAAGAGUCAAAGUCGGCCUCUCCCCCUGUAUCCCCCCCUGCUCAGGUCCAGCUCAUCCAUGACAACACCACCCCAGCCAGUCCCGCCACCCCAGCGACCCCACUGACCCCCGGAGAGGAGGCUCAGAGUCCCGGAGAGCAGAUCCAGAGGACCUGGACGGAGAAGUGUGACGGUGAAGCGGCCAAGCCUCUCAGAGUGAGCACACAAGAUGACAUCAAGGACAUCUUCAACAUGAAACCAGAGUGGGAGAACCUGAACCAGUCUAAUGUGCGGCGCAUGCACACAGCGCUCCGGCUGAAUGAAGUCAUCCUUAAAAAGUCCUCAGAGGCCAGACUAGUUCUUCUGAACAUGCCAGGGGCACCCAAGAACCGGACAGGUGAUGAGAACUACAUGGAAUUCCUUGAGGUUCUCACCGAUGGUCUAAACCGAGUCCUUCUGGUUCGCGGAGGCGGCCGCGAGGUCAUCACUAUUUAUUCCUGAAAGAGCAGCACCCUUGCCCCCUCUACAUUCCCCUUCCUCUGUUCCAGCUGUACUCUCACCUCUUCAUCAGCAUUGCUUCAUUAUGAGGUCCUGUUUAUUUCUGUGCUGUAGUGCUCUCACACCCAACAAAUAGCCCCGCUCAGCUUCAGCGCCUCUCCCUCUGCUCUAUCCACAGACAGAUGAAUCCAAAACCUUCCCUCUGCAAAAUCUGAAAAUGAAAGCAUUCAUACUUCCAUUUAAUCCACUCUGACUCGGUUGGGAUGAGGUGUUGGCGAGUGCGGGUUCUUCGCUGAAGUGUGAAAACCCCUGCAUGUAUAUGUCUGUUGUUGCUUUAAUCUCUAUGUUUUUAUUUAUUUUAAAUUUUUUUUGUUUUUCUGAACACAAGAGUGGGACAGACAUGGCUUCUAAUCGUCACAAGCGUUAUCUGGCUGAAAUGAGAUCAUUGUAGGAUUAGAUCUCUUGAGUUCCCUUGUGGUGAUUGGACUCUUCCGGCAGCCUUUUUCAUGACGGAUUCUGCAGCCCACCGGCUGGAGGGCGGAGGAGAGUACAGCUGUGGAAGUAUGAACUGUGAAACUCACUUAGAUCCAGGAGACUAAAAAGUGUCUCUUCUCUGCAGUCUUAUCUUUAACCUGCUCACUCUUUAGCAUGACAUUUUCAACUGCUGUGUAUGCUAUUACUCCACUUGUUCUGUUACUGUCACCACUUUCUUUCCCUCUCUAUCCCCCGAGACUUUUCUGCUCAUUUCUAAGUGGCUGUUUUAUCUUUGUGGCCACUGUUUGUGCCAAAAAAAAGUACAAGGCUAGUUUGUUGAGAUUGACACGUUAUUAAACUGUGAAUAUAGUCUCCUAGCAGAAGACUGGGGUCCCAGCAAAGUGGGGAGACAGUUACAAAGCCCCCCCCACCAGGAGGAGGAUGUUAUCGUCGCCAGCACCUCUCGAACCCUUGUGUGAUUCACUGUAAAUAAUGUACAAGCUCUGAUGCGUUGUUCAGUAUGAGUGUAGUAUUUUUGUGACCAACUGAAAAGCUUCUAAGUGGAGAGAAAAAGGCUCCUUUGCUCAGAAAGUACACUGAAAAAUGCUGUUUUUAAAAAAAUUAUUUAUUUAUUUUAAUGUAUCUAUUUAUUGGCUCCCAUUACUAUGGUAAAUGUCAUUGCUAGGAAAAGCACCUGCACUCUUCACCACUGUGCGACAAGUGAGAUGUUGAUGCUUUCAAAGAAAAAACUAAUCACUAAAUGUUAUUUUUUCAUCUAGAGAAAUAUUUAUGUCACUUUGAUUGUCCGAGAUAAAUCAUCUGUUUUGACAAAUUCUACAUUAAUGUGCCAAAUCAAAGUAUUUUUCAGAGAAUAGUGAAGAAAACUAUAUCAAAUUCCACUAUAUGAGACAAAGUGUUGUAAAAAAAAGUGAAAACAGUAAAGAUACUCUAGUUUGAAAGUGUCCCUGUAGAUAAAUAAAGACUGAAUGUUCAGUCAGUUAAAAAAGAAAAAAAAAAACAGCUGCUCAAAUUAAGCUGGAAAUGCUGAACAUCUGUUGGUUAUUUAUUUAUAGGGUUUUAUAAAGAGACUAAGAAUGGAGGACAAUGGUUUCUGUAGCUCCGAAACUCGCUUUGCCCACAAGAAGGAACUCUAUGCAGUAGAUUCUCCAGUCAGAUUUUAUAUCCCUGAGAUUGGUGAAGAUCUGAGCCACAUGUUUCCACAUCUGAACGACUCGAGAGCAAAUUUGAAAAACAAAAGUGCAUCUUGGAAGGAAUGUGCAAUAGUUGCAAAUCUGGACUCACGUGAUCAUGUUAUUUAUUUUUUUACACAUAAUAUUUUGUAUAUAAAGAUUUCGUAAGUCUCGUACAAUCCAGAAUCAUCUCACUCUGACCAAGGACUUCUGUCACUUUACUUUUAUUAUUCCUGUUUCUUUUCUUUAAAGAAACUAUUUUUAGUCAUUUGCACUUGUAGUAGAAGUAUAAAUAUAAAUUCGUAUAUAUACAUAGUAUAUAUAAAUAUAUAUAAAUAUAUAUAUAGUAUAGGGAACCAAAACAAAUUAGUUUAUAGAACUAUUUAAAAGUGUUAUUUAACGUUUUUAGUGUUGCUUGAAUGUCUGAUCAUAUGUUGUGAAUGCUGCUAGUAUCUAUAGAUUUAUUUGUACUGUAAAUAGAGAUGAAUCAACUCUAAAGACGUGAAAAAGGGUAUAGACAUACAUAUCAGUGCUGCUGGUGGUUAUCUAACAACACGAGGCUGUACCUGUACACGUUUGGCCUGUGACCUCUGGACAGGGUUCUGUUUUAAUAGAAAUACUACAAUGAAUAACUUGAUGCAAUAUUCCAUAAGUGAGAGUAAGCCAUUUCCCUGACUUUCUCACUGAUCUAUUUAUGAUAAUUAUAUUUUAUCCCUCAGACAAGUGAGGCAACUUAAAGGUAAAAGAACUGGAGUUUUAAUGUUUAAAUUUAAGGAUUUGUGAUGUAUUUGAUAAAUUUUAAACUUUUGACACCUGCUAUAUUAUUUAAAAAAAAAAAAAAAAAGACAAACCACUCCUCUUCUAGUGUUUAAAGAUUGAGUGCCAAGUCAUGAGGAUUUUCCUUUUACAUGCCCGUCACGGACAAAUAGGGAGUUGCUCGCAGUUUUUCAGUUAUUUUAGGACCGUCUACAGCGUCGCCUGCAUCAUCUGAGCCUUUUAAAUUUAUUUAAAAGAUAUUUGAAGUUUAUUGGAGAGGUUUACUGGACAUUUAUUUAUGGAAUUCUAAAUGUUUUAUAACUGCUGUUUGCAUGGUACUAUGUGGCAAUAUUUGUUUCAGUGGUUUUCUAUAGUGAUUAACUUACAUGUUCAAGGUGAAGCGUUCGGAGUGAAAGUGGCCUGGUAUUCUCAACACGUUAUACGAUUUUUGAGAACACAGUUUGGUCAAACCUUGAAAAAAAAUUGUUCAAAGGGAAAAAAAAGGAUGAAAAAAUAUGGGUUCACUUUACUUGUUAUAUUUCAAUCUCUCUCAAGUAGUUUUACAUAACAUAAUAGGAGAUUAUGUUUGCGAAUCGACGGGCCUUAAAAAGGGUCAUUUCACUUUUGUAAAUAUAUUUCACAUAAAUCUGAAACACUGUAACAUACUAGUGUUGUCUUAUCGUACACUGUUCUAUCACUGUGGACAAAGUCUGAGUUUUGUAAGAUCAUGUGGAAUAUUGUUUUUGCUUUUGUUUCCUUUCAGAUUUUACUUGUUUGCUUGCUUUACAUCAGCACCGGCACUGUCAUAAUUCCAGUUUUAUCAGCAGGACUUUUGGGUUUUAAACCUGAAUGUGGCUGAGACACCAGAUCAGUUAACUCUUAGGGAGCCCUCUAUGUCUGCAGCACUGGAGAGCUCUAUGAGAACGUGCUCUGACUAUUAUCUGACUAUUUCAGAGUGACCUCUGGUGGCAAGAGAGUGCACUACAGGCUGAUAUUAUUUACCCCCAUCCAGACUAAGUUUAGCAUUUUAUUGGACGUUUUAGCAUGCUCAUAUAUUUUUCUUUAAUUCAGACAGUUCAUUUUAAAGAAAAUAGUAGCCGUUAAAUUUAUUGUGCUUGUCGCUCAAUCUGUGAGGUGAGCCCUCCCAGAAUCCCCCUCCCUGUUCAUUACAACACCCCUGAUAUCCACCAUCCCAGCCACAAAAAUCCACCCCAGCAUUGUAUUUUAAAUGUGACUGCAGUAUAAUUCUGAAAACUUAUCAAAGAAUAUAAAACUUGCGCUUCCAAUACUGGUACUGGCUCUGCUUGGACUUUGUUGACUAAAAAAAACCAGCAUGUAAUUACUCCCCCCCACUUUACCAGUCCACUACUUUACAUCAUAUUCGUCACCUGUACAACUGUAGCAUGAAGAAAAAAAAAAAAAACUAACACCUGCGGGUGAUCACUACCCAGUCUCCAUUCUUCAAUGGAUAUUAAGGGCUCUGAAACACAUCUGUUGCCAGGUGGAAGAGGAGGACGUCCUGUUAGGGACUAUCAAAGAGGAAAAAAAAAAAAAAAGUCCCAGAACAUUGCAGAGAAGGGACAUGGCUAAUACUCGCACCCUUCUGUGGAUCACAGCAGCAUCAAACAAACAUGUCUGAUCCAAAAAAAGGAUCAUAACUAUCUUUUGCGUUAUACUUAAUCUCAUCUAGUCAGAUGAGGAUAAACUCAAGCUUCUGUCCAAGCAGAGCCACCUUCCAGUUAUGUUGUGUUACUCAGUGCAUGCAUGCAACUACCCUGAACAAAGUGUGCUGAAAAUAUAUUGGAUGUUUGUGAUAUACAAGUAUUCUGUUUGUAUCAGUCAGAAACUUUGAUUUCUAGUAUAUUUUUUUCUUUCAUUAGGACUGGCCUAUUGUUGUAUCCAAGAUGGAUAUUAUUAUAAUCUAUUUUUUAAAUGGUAGAUCUAUCCACAAGGCUCUCUUGUUGUCAGUUAUUAAAAAGUAAAACAACUGCUAAAGUUUCUCUGUUAAGUAUGAAAAUGUGUUUUCCAGUGAAAUGGAUAGACAAGGAAGAAUUGUGUUUUCCAGGCUGGAAAAUGUGCAGUAACUGUUAUUUAAUAACACUUUAAAAUGUGCAAAUAUGUGAGGUAAAUUUUAAUACAAGCUUCUUGACAGGUGGCUCGUCUGCUGCCUGACCAAAAUCAAACUUAAUUGCAGUUCAGAUACAAGAUCUCCAAAUUUAUGUAACAUUUUGGGAAAUGUGCUUUGUUAUAAGUGGCACAGAAAAAUGGAAACGGGAACAGGAGUCUGAGCAUAGGCAGAUCUAAAAUGUUUUAAGGCUGCGUUCCAGUUAUCUGGGAAGUAGGAACUUGUAGCUGGAUUUGAUGUCAGACCCAAGGUAAAUUCUGAUUCUAGUUAAAUCGGAAUUUCAACAUGGCAACACCCAUAGACAUUGAGUACAAUAGCUCUUACAAACAUGAUUUUAAGCUUUAAGCACUUUUAAUUUGUUCAGUUUAGAGUUGCAGGCACCAAAUGUAACAUUUUAGACACAUUGUUAAAUGCAUGUCUUACCAUGUUUCUACCACAUCUUAGUACUGUUUAUGCGAGGUUCGCCUCACAAUUUGUAACUAGGGAUAGUUGGAGUAGUUCCUAGAUUCCCAGUGGAAAAUCUGACUUCAGACAGCAUUCCAGUUGAUUUUUCUGACUGGGAAGUCGAAAUUUCCCAGUUAUGAGUAAAGCUGGAAUGCAGCAUAAGCUUUUAAUACAGGCACUUUUAGUACAGUUGGGUUGCGCAUAUGUUCUUAGAACAUAUGUGCAACUUUCCCAACUUCCAUUAUCUAUGCCGGCCCUCCUAGACUGAUCAGAAUUAAAUUACCAUGACAUGCACAUUUCCCAAAACAUUCAGACUUUUAGUAUCUGAAAGUUUUAAGAAUUUUAUUUGAUUCUUUGAUUCUCCCCAAGAGGAACCUUGUCACUAUACAGACUUCACAAUAUUUUGUAUGGAUACUUGGAAAACAAAAAAUGGAUGUGAAUUUGUUUUCAAUUGGCAUACACACAAAACCUGUUUAGUUUCACAGAUAGAAAAUUUGAAUUGUUCAUGACUUUUCCUCAACACCCUCCCCAGUCUAAUGGUAACGCUGUAGUGUGUUCCUUUCAGUUCUGUGGGGGUGUGUAUGUGUGUAGGCGUGCACUUGUAACUGCUGGGGGCGGGGGUGGUUAAUGGGCAUGGGUGGGAAGGGACUACAUGUAAAUAAAACCAGAUAGUGUUGAGGUGUUUAUUUUCUGUGUCAGUGUAAGUUAAAUAUUCUAAACUAAAAAAAAUUAUGUAUUAUUCUCUAUUGUGACUCAUGGUACAUUAAAAAGAAAAAGAAAAAAAAAGAGGAAAAAGCUGUUUUAUCCAUAUUUCAAAUGCUUAUCUCUCUAGCUUCUGGCGAUACCUGUUCCAUUUUAUAGAUUUGUCAGCACAAAAUGCAAUAAACCAAUAUCAUUUUACUACA